Triplophysa rosa is the source of this 2665-nucleotide messenger RNA. It is a transcript of the gene mep1bb, whose product is annotated as meprin A subunit beta b. The annotation marks the transcript as partial. Gene Ontology annotation, biological process: proteolysis. Gene Ontology annotation, molecular function: protein binding; metalloendopeptidase activity; zinc ion binding. Lineage: Eukaryota; Metazoa; Chordata; Actinopteri; Cypriniformes; Nemacheilidae. The record is from RefSeq and is a predicted model, not a curated record. The transcript has 13 exons. Gene Ontology annotation, cellular component: membrane.
ACGGCGCACAAAGUGACUGAAUAUAAUGUAGAUGAAGAUAAAGUGGAUCUCUUUGAUGUCAAUGAAGCUGCUGGGAUUGAUCUUUUUGAGGGAGAUAUUAUAUUAGAUGAGAAGCUGGGGAGAAAUUCAAUCAUUGGAGAUGAAUACAGGUGGCCAAGAACAAUUCCAUAUUAUCUUGAGGAUGAUUUGGAGAUCAAUGCUAAAGGGGUCAUUCUGAAGGCCUUUGAACAGUAUCGCCUGAAAUCAUGCAUCGACUACAAACCGUGGACUGGAGAAGAAAACUAUAUUUCUGUAUUUAAAGGCAAUGGAUGCUUUUCAUCGGUGGGGAACCGGCGAGUUGGCAAACAAAGGCUGUCCAUUGGCAGUGGUUGUGAUCGUAUCGCUACGAUUGAACACGAGUUCCUCCACGCUUUAGGAUUUUGGCAUGAGCAGUCCCGAUCUGACCGUGAUGACUACGUCUCUAUCAUUUGGGAACACAUUUCUGAGGGCAAGGAACAUAACUUUAACAAAUACAAUGACACCACAUCCAGUGCCUUGAACGUGCCCUAUGACUAUGGUUCAAUGAUGCAUUACAGCAAGAAAGCUUUUCAGAACGGUAUCGAGCCCACCAUAGUCACCAAGAUCCCUGCUUUCAGUGAUGUUAUCGGUCAGCGUAUGGAGUUCAGCGACAGCGACAUCCUGAAGCUCAACAGACUCUUCAACUGCACUCGCUCCUCAACGUUCCUGGACUCGUGUGAUUUUGAGUCGGAGAAUAUCUGUGGAAUGAUCCAAAGCCACGAUAAUAAUAAUAAUAAUAAUAACAGGGCGAACUGGCAGCGUGUUUCCAAAGCUUCAGGUGGACCGGACACAGACUACACCAACCUGGGUCGCUGUGAAGAAAGGGGUUAUUUCAUGCACUUUGGCACAGCGGGUGGGAUGCCGGGGGACAAGGCGCUGCUGGAGAGCAGGGUUCUUUAUCCCAGACGAGGAUUUCAGUGCCUGCAGUUUUUCCUCUACAACAGUGGUCGUGACAGCGAUCAGCUCAAGAUCUGGGUGCGAGAGUUCGACAAGGCCAACCCCAAAGGGACGCUGCGUCUCAUCGAAAGGAUUAAUGCUCCUCCCGAUGACCAGUGGCAACUCCACCACGUGAGCCUGAAUGUUUCCAGUAAAUUCCGUGUGGUGUUCGAGGGAACUCAAGGAACUGGGAGCACAGGUGGACUGUCACUGGAUGACAUUAACCUUUCAGAGACCACUUGCCCAGAACAUAUCUGGAGGAUCACAGACUUUAAGAGCGUCCUGGAGAACACGCCACUGGGCACUGCCAUUUACAGCCCACGUUUUAAAACCAAGGACGGCUACACUUUCCAGAUGGGCCUGUACCCCAAGGGUACAACUGGAUACCAGGGGGAACUGGGAGCCUAUGCCCACUUAACGUCGGGGGAUGAAGCGGACGAUGAAAGUCUGAUUUGGCCCGCUCGCUGGAACCAGAUAACCAUGAUGUUAAUGGACCAGAACGCAGACAUCCGCAGACGCAUGUCCAACCAGAGAAGCGUCACAACUGACCCUACCAUGAUUCUGGAAGGGUCCGAAAUGUUUUUCUGGGACAAUCCCCGGAAAGUUGGUCAGAAAGUUACCGAUGGCAGUGGGACCGAGUACUUUCGUGGUCCAGGCGCUGGAACAUCUGUAUACCUGACCCAGGCCAGAGCCCUGACUCGAGACUUCAUCAAAGGAGGAGACGCCAUCUUCCUCCUCACAAUGGAGGAUAUCUCCCAUCUGGUUGUUUCGCAGCCUUGGCCCUCCACAACAACAUCUCCAGCUGACUCAACUCCCACUGAAACACUGAGUCCAACCAACUCCAACAACAGCUCAUCCACCACCACAAGCCCUGGCCCUUAUGACCCGUGUGUGUCUCUACAGUGUGACAAUGAUGGCGUGUGUGUGGCAGACGAUGCCGGAGGCGCUGUGUGCAGGUGUGCUGUGGGUCAGGACUGGUGGUACUACGGUAACAAGUGUCAGUUCAGGAGCUCGUUGAAGAAUAACAUCAUCACCGCUGUAACAGCAUCUGUUAUCGUGUUUGUCAUCAUGCUAACGAUGUCAGUAGUCAGUGUGCUGUGUGUGAAAAAGAAGUCCCAGAGAAAAGUGAUACUUCCCAGAGGGGGAAUCACCCUGGAAAAUUUGCACACAUUUAAGGCCUGAUAUUUUCCUUUAUAGAUAAUGUCUAUGAAGCGACACCUUUGUCAUAAAAAAAUUAAAAAGUUUUGUUUACGGGGCAACAAGCAGUAUGUACAGUAGUGCUGGUUAAACCUCGAGCCUUGAAAAUAGUCAGCAAGAAAUAAUACUUACUAUAUGAAUAGAUACAUUUAAAGGGAUACUCCACCCAUAAAACAAAAUUCUGUCAUCAUUUUUUUCAAGAUUUAUUUUUAUGAUUUCUGGGUCACCUUUGACUACCAUUGUAAGUUUUCCUACUAUCGUGGUCAGUGGUGUCCCAGAAAUGUCAGUUGCUAACUGUAUAUGAAAAUAACUGUUGUUUUUUCAGUUAUGUUUAUAUAUUCUUUUCCCAUGUCUUCUGAAACUAGAGCUUGAAUAAAGUGACUUUUUUUAAAAGAAUUUGUAGCAUCCAAGAAUCAACAGCUUCUUGCGGUUUCUGCAGGAACUCAAUUCAGAUAACCUGGCACUUAUAACUUUU